This is a messenger RNA of Impatiens glandulifera, 1688 nucleotides long. Its product is annotated as CBL-interacting serine/threonine-protein kinase 14-like. The transcript has a single exon. The coding region runs from base 139 to 1482 and encodes 447 amino acids. NCBI's taxonomy places the organism in Eukaryota, Viridiplantae, Streptophyta, Magnoliopsida, Ericales, Balsaminaceae. Gene Ontology annotation, biological process: protein phosphorylation; signal transduction. The record is from RefSeq and is a predicted model, not a curated record. Gene Ontology annotation, molecular function: ATP binding; protein kinase activity.
UGAUCAUAUGAAUCUUCUUCUUCUUCCAUUACCCCACCACCAUUGUUAUCGGAUCUUCUUCUUCUUGUUCUUCAUCUGUGGAUGAAAUUUUGCUACCUAUGCCAGGAGAAAAUCUGUUUCAGUUUCAAUUAGAUAUAAAUGCAGGCGACCAUGGAUGAUAAUCACGCAAAUACAACUCCGUCCGCCGCCGGGAUUAAGGACGGAUCUGAAACGGUGAUUCUCUUCGGGAAAUACGAGAUUGGAAGGUUAUUAGGACAUGGAGCUUUCGCCAAGGUAUACCACGCUCGUAACAUCGAGACAGGACAAAGCGUGGCGAUUAAGGUUAUAUGUAAGAGGAAAUUGAUCAAAGGAGGUUUAUCUCUAAUGGCUAAUGUUAAGAGAGAGAUUACUAUCAUGAGACGAUUAUGUCACCGUCAUAUCGUGCGUUUGUUUGAAGUUCUUGCAACGAAGACGACGAUCUAUUUCGCGAUGGAAUUUGCUAAAGGAGGUGAGUUAUUUGCUAAAGUUGCUAAAGGACGAUUUAGCGAAGAUCUAAGUCGUAGAUAUUUUCAACAGUUGAUAUCCGCUGUUGGAUUUUGUCAUUCAAAUGGUGUGUAUCAUCGAGAUUUGAAACCGGAGAAUCUUCUUCUUGAUGAUAAUUGGGAGCUUAAGGUUACGGAUUUUGGUUUAAGUGCUGUUAGAGAUCAAGUUCAUUCAGAUGGUCUUCUUCAUACGUUGUGUGGAACUCCGGCUUAUGUUGCACCGGAGAUUUUAGCGAAGAAAGGAUACGAUGGUGCAAAGGUUGAUGUUUGGUCGUGUGGAGUUAUACUUUUUGUACUCAGUGCUGGGUAUCUUCCAUUUAAUGAUAGGAAUUUGAUGGUUAUGUAUUCGAAGAUCUAUAAAGCUGAAUUUCGUUGCCCGAAAUGGAUAUCAUCUGAUACAAAGAGAUUUCUUCAUCGUCUUCUUGAUCCGAAUCCUCAAACUAGGAUUACUAUUGAUGAGAUAAUUCUCGAUCCAUGGUUUAGAACUGGGUAUAUUGAGGAAACUAAUAUUAUUAAUUCCAUUGAAUUUGAUUUGAUUGGUCAUAAUGAAAGAGAAUACUUAAAUGCUUUUGAUCUGAUUUCAUUCUCAUCUGGGAUUGAUCUAACUGGGCUUUUCAACAAGGCGUAUUCAGUUUCGAAAGAGAGAUUUGUAUCGGGGGAGGAACCGGAAACGAUUGUUUCGAAAAUGGAGGAGGUGGCGAAGGGGGAAGGGGUUGGAGUUACGAUUAAGGAUGGUUGGGGAUUGAAGAUGGAAGGACAGAAUGGUAAUUUUGUAGCGGCGGUGGAGAUACGGCGGCUUAAUAGGGAUCUGGUUGUGGUUGAGAUUCGGAGAAGAGAAAGUGAUGUUGGACCGAGCCAACGGAUAUGGAAUGAUAAAAUUAAGCCGAAGUUGUUGGGAUUAAUUUUUCAAUCGGAAAGACGGGUCGAUGUUUGCGAUGGCGAUGGCGGCGGUGGUGGUUAAUGGGAAACUCAAGUGGCUUGUGCGUUUGUGUGUUUUCUUCCAUUAAUGCCCCGCUGACAAUUCAAGGCAAAGGGCUGGCGUCUAUAUGUAAGAAUUGGACUGAAAUGAUUAUGAUUUGUUGAGAGAAGAGAAGAGAAUGUAAAUAGAAACAAUGGUGAGAACUUCAAUUAAAUUAAAAAUGUAGGGAGUGCAAUUUUUAUAGUUCU